This is a messenger RNA of Purpureocillium takamizusanense, 2099 nucleotides long. RefSeq lists its product as uncharacterized. The record is from RefSeq and is a predicted model, not a curated record. The transcript is spliced from 2 exons. The coding region runs from base 516 to 1916 and encodes 466 amino acids. Gene Ontology annotation, molecular function: oxidoreductase activity; FAD binding. NCBI's taxonomy places the organism in Eukaryota, Fungi, Ascomycota, Sordariomycetes, Hypocreales, Ophiocordycipitaceae.
AAAGCGGGAUUCUCCGGCCACAGCCCUCGCAAACCACAGUGUGCAUGAUAACCCGUCGCUGGCAUCAGACUUCACUGCCGUUCAAUUGCCAGCCAUGUCAAAGCACACACAAUUGGCGUGGCAGCGCUGUGGGCUGGUCGGCCGGCUCUGGAAGGCGCCAAGCUGAAGAAGCUGAAAUCCCAGCGAUCAAUGGCAGGUGUUGCGAGUCGAAGGCGUCUCCAGCUGAGCUCACAAAGGCGCUGGAUGGCCGGAAAGCUUCGUUUCAGCAACACCACUGUUGAAGUUCUGGCCAAUCUCAUUUCCAACUCGCACAUGUGGCUUCACUAGGACGCUGCACGAAGUUAAACUGCCGUAGUCUGGUCGCUCUACGUCUACCGUAAUGGGUCGAGAACAGCAGCCAUAGCCUCUUAUAACAUCCGGUCCUCUCAUCGACUCCGGCAUCAUUGUGUCUACUGCGACCGACCCUUGUAACCAAUUCAAUGCACUAACAUUGCUGCAGAACCUACCAGUGAAAUAUGACUACCAAUUUUACCGAUCUUCGUCGGCAGAUAACUGCUGGCGAUGUCAUUCUUCCUGGAGAGGAUGGAUACGAAGACAGCCUGAAGCGCUGGAGCCAGAGCGCCGAAAAGCCAGCGGCAGUAGUUGUACGGGUCACGGACAGCAACGAGGUGGCAGCCGCCGUUCGCUUUGCCACAUCUCACAAUAUCCCGUUGACUGUACACGGAGGGGGUCAUUCAACAAGUGGUGCCUCGUCCUCUGAUGGGGGAAUGGUGGUAGAUCUCAGUCGUAUGCGCCAGAUUCGCGUCGACGCAACAGGUCGUACCGUCUCUUAUGAGGGCGGGUGCCUUUUUGGCGAGGUCGACGAUGCGCUCGCUGCCCAUGGUCUGGCAACAGUCGGUGGUCUCUAUAGCAAGACGGGCGUCGGCGGCCUCGUACUCGGUGGAGGCCAUGGCUUCCUGACUGCCCGCCAUGGACUUGCCAUCGAUAACCUCGUCUCUGUGGAGAUGGUGCUUGCAGAUGGAUCAAUCAUCGAAGUGUCUGAGACACAUAACCCUGACCUGUUUUGGGGUGUCAGGGGUGCGGGAGCCCAGUUCGGCGUCGUCACCCGCUUUACCUCCAAGGCACAUGUUCAAGGCGAUGUCUGGGGCGGACCCUUGCUUUUCUCGUUGGACAAGGUCCCAGAACUCGUUGCAUUUGCGAAUGAGUUUCACAAGCGCAAAGUACCCGAUCACAACUUCAUCAUUGCAUUUGGAUGUGCCCCGGAGGAGUACACGACGCCAGUCGCUAUUGCUGGCGUCUUUUUCAAUGGCUCUGCAGCGGAUGGUGAGAAGUACUUUGCGGAGGUUAUGGAAUUAGGACCCAUAGCCAACCUGACCGGCACCAUACCAUACCCGGUUACGAACACACUCUUCAAUCCCAGGUUCGAAGGACCCGGACGAAGACUCAUGGGAUCAUGCAGUGUGGUCAUGCCUCUCAAGGCCGAGUUUGUCGUGGAAGCUGGACGAAGGUUUACGGACUUUAUCAUUUCCCACAGUGGCAUGUCCAAGUCAGUUCUCGUCUUCGAAUUCUUCCCUACUAUUGCAAUCCAGGCCAUGCCCCACGAUGCAACUGCUUUUGCCAGCCGUGGGGACCACUAUCUGGCCAUCAUGGCACUGAUGUACGAUGACGCCUCUCAAGAUGCCGAGGUUCGUACCUUUAAGCGCCAUCUCUCGCACUACAUCCAGACAACGUGUGGGUACCACGGCAGACGAGCCCACGGGGACCAAGCGCCUUUCUACGUCAAUUUGGAGCACGAAAGUCUGAAGCCAGAAGAAGCAUUUGGGAGCCACGUUGGCAAGCUACGCGAGCUCAAGGCCAAGUACGAUCCUCAAAAUGUUUUCCAUCAGGGGCACGGUGUGAUGCCGGAAAAGAAAUGAAACUAUUGGGCAACGUGAUUCAGGACUACAGCUCAGAUGAAGAAUGUCUGGAGGAAGGCUUGUUGAUUCUUGGCUGACUGUACGCUGGAGGACAUGCCUUCCUUCACGAGCGGUCAGAGGACUGGAACUCGGGGCACGUGUGAAAGCUGCAAUUCGUGAAUUUUCAGGUAACGUGUGACUCGG